Messenger RNA from Mauremys mutica (yellowpond turtle), 2388 nucleotides. It is a transcript of the gene SBK1, whose product is annotated as SH3 domain binding kinase 1. Gene Ontology annotation, molecular function: ATP binding; protein serine/threonine kinase activity. Lineage: Eukaryota; Metazoa; Chordata; Testudines; Geoemydidae. Gene Ontology annotation, biological process: peptidyl-serine phosphorylation; peptidyl-threonine phosphorylation. The record is from RefSeq and is a predicted model, not a curated record. The transcript is spliced from 5 exons. Bases 1111 to 2298 code for a protein of 395 amino acids.
UGUCUCGGCAGGGCCAGAACUUUUCUUUGUGCGAGCUCGUGUGUACCCGCCAGCCCAGGCUGCUCCCCCAGCCCCGGCUCCAAACGCUGCCAAGGAGUUCCACUCCCCCAUGCACACUGCUCCCCUCCCGCCCCACGGAGCUGCCGAGAGCCGUGGCUGAUGCUGGCUGAUGAGGAGAUCGGAGGGAAGGAGAAACUUUCCCAAGGGCAGAUCAUGCUGAAAAGUCCAGCUGAGGCUGAGUGCUGGGCACCGAGGAUCUGCCUUUGGGCACCGGCACCCUCCAUGCUGGACCAGCGACAGCAGCUCCACUGAUCCAGCCACAGGCUGAAAUCCAGCACUGGCCCCUGGAGGUGGGUGGCCAUGCUCCCACACUUCUGCCUUUGAGGAGCAGCGGGAUGCUGUGGGGUCUCUGUGCUGGUGCGUCCUCCCCAAACUCCUCAGCUCAGGUUCUUCCACCUCAAGCUACAGACUGAGCCCUCCUUGUCCUUCCCCAGCUGCCUGAGGAGGGAGUCCUUCUGAGGGGACAGCCCCAUCUUGUCCCGCAGUGAAAGCGCGACAGCAGUGGCCCCAAAGAUGGCCAUCAAUGGGAGCGAGAGUACAGGGUCCCGUCUGGCUGCUGAGUGAGGACGGCGUGGGACAGGAGUCACAACGCCUGGGUGGGAUUGUGCUGUCCCAGCGCGCUCCCAGUCAGACAGGCUGAGGGCACAGGAUCACUUCAGAGGGCGCGGGGCAGGAGGAGCCGUGACCUCUCCGUGUCAGAAGGAGCGACGGGUAAUUUGGGAGACAAAGCACACGAUGACGCUUCCUGGCAACUGGUCCAGGAGACCCAGGACCUGCUGACUCUGGCUUCACUGGCCUCCGGGCAGACUGGUGAGGGGCAAGAGGAUGCCAACACCUAUGCGGCAUGCCCGAGCCUGGAACUGCCCCCACUGUGGUGCACUGGCUGUGGGAGCAAGGAAAUGGAUACCUUCUGCUUCGUUUGCUUCCAGAAAGAGGAGCUACAGCCCUUGCAACUGAACAGGAUGUGGCUUCGAGCAGCUGGGACCUGGGCAUCUUUCCAGCUGGAACAGGGGAACCUGCAGCAUACGGGAGAGAAGGGAGAGUGCGACGAUGAGUGCUGGCUCGAUCGAGCAGGAGCCGUCGCGCAAGCUGGCCUGCUGCGGAGUGCCCCUGAUCACCGAGGACAUGCAAUCGCUGGCCAUCCGCACCCUCUCCGGCACCGACAUCAACAAGCACUAUGAUCUCAUCCGCGAACUCGGCAAGGGCACCUACGGCAAGGUGGACCUGGUGUCCCACAAAAGCACAGGCACCAAAAUGGCGUUGAAGUUCGUGAACAAGAGCAAGACGAAGCUGAAGAACUUCUUGCGGGAGUUCAGCAUCACCAACACGCUCUCCUCCAGCCCCUUCAUCAUCAAGGUCUUCGACGUGGUCUUUGAGACUGAGGAUUGCUACGUCUUCGCUCAGGAGUACGCGCCUGGCGGGGACCUCUUUGACAUCAUCCCUCCACAGGUGGGCCUCCCCGAGGACAUGGUGAAGCGCUGCGUGCAGCAGCUGGGCCUGGCCCUGGACUACAUGCACAGCAAGAACUUGGUGCACCGGGACAUCAAGCCGGAGAACGUGCUGCUCUUUGACCGUGACUGCCGCCGGGUGAAGCUGGCUGACUUCGGCAUGACCCGCAAGGUGGGCUGCCGGGUGAAGCGCAUCAGUGGCACCAUACCCUACACGGCGCCUGAGGUGUGCCAGGCCGGCCGGGCCGAAGGCUUCGCCGUGGACACCAGCAUUGACGUGUGGGCCUUUGGGGUGCUCAUCUUCUGCGUCCUGACUGGCAACUUCCCCUGGGAGGCAGCCUCUGCCUCGGAUACCUUCUUUGAGGAGUUUGUGCGGUGGCAGAAGGGGCGCCUGGCAGGCCUGCCAUCCCAGUGGCGGCGCUUCACAGACAGCGCCCUGCGCAUGUUCCAGCGUCUCCUGGCCCUGGACCCUGAGAAGCGCUGCCCCGUCAAGGAGGUCUUCUACUUCAUCAAGUAUGAUCUGAUGUCAGAGGUGCGCCGCCGGCCCUCCUACCGCUCCCGCAAGCAUGCCGGAGAUAAGCUCUCUGCCGGCCCCCACCGCCAUGAGACGCCCAGCUCCUGCACCCCUACCCCGCUCAAGAGAACCAUCCUGACAGAAGGCAGUGGCCCCCGGCUCUCUGCCUCCGAGCCAGGCCUGCCCUCCCCCGGGGGAGCUAGCCGGACGGACGGAAGGCAGGACAAAGGCAAAGGGCAGAUGGUCCUGGCCACAGCAAUAGAGAUUUGUGUCUGAUGAGGGCUCAGUGGGAAUGAGGGGACAGCUGGUCCUCGCGACACGGCUCUGCUCCAUACAGCCUGCAACGAUGAUGUCAGCACCCCUGCC